Harpia harpyja (harpy eagle) is the source of this 2783-nucleotide messenger RNA. RefSeq names its product poly(A) polymerase gamma-like. Gene Ontology annotation, molecular function: poly(A) RNA polymerase activity; RNA binding. Gene Ontology annotation, cellular component: nucleus. The record is from RefSeq and is a predicted model, not a curated record. NCBI's taxonomy places the organism in Eukaryota, Metazoa, Chordata, Aves, Accipitriformes, Accipitridae.
AUGGCUCUAACUGCAAAUCUGAGUGAGGAGGGACUGAGUGCAGCCAGUGCCCGAGCCACUGGGCUGCUGGACAGGGACAUAGAUGCUGUUUGUGUUGCUCCUAGACAUGUAGAAAGAUCGGACUUUCAGUCGUUCUUUGAAAAACUAAAACAUCAAGAGGAAAUAAAAAAUCUAAGAGCAGUUGAAGAUGCAUAUGUACCAGUUGUCAAGUUUGAGUUUGAUGGCAUAGAGAUUGAUCUCGUGUUUGCAAGACUGUCUGUGCCAACUGUUUCUGGUAAUCUUGAUCUCAGAGAUGACUCACAUCUCAGAAGCCUGGAUAUAAUAUGUAUACGGAGCUUAAAUGGUUGCAGAGUUACUGAUGAAAUACUACACCUAGUGCCAAAUAAAGAGAACUUCUGGCUCACGCUCUGUGCAAUUAAACUGGGGGCAAAACGAUGUGGCAUUUACUCCAAUAUGCUGGGAUUUCUUGGUGGGGUUUUCUGGGCCGUGCUAGUAGCAAGAACGUGUCAGCUCUAUCCAAACGCUUUGGCUUCUACUCUGGUUAACAAGUUCUUGUUUUUUUCAAAACGGGAGUGGCCAAAACCUGUAUUGCUGAAACAACAUGAAGAGAGCAAUCUUAAUUUACCAGUAUGGGACCCUAGGGUGAACCCGUCAAACCGAUAUCAUGUAAUGCCUAUCAUCACCCGAGCCUAUCCACAGCAGAACUCUACGUACAACGUAUCUACAUCAACGUGAGCGGUAAUGGUAGAGGAGCUCAAACAUGGUCCUGCGGUUACAAAUGAGAUUCUCCAAGGAAAAUCAGACUGGUCAAAGCUCUUUGAACCACUGAACUUCUUUCAGAAAUACAAACAUUAUAUUGUGCUGACUGCUAGUGCCUCUACUGAAGAGCAUCACUUAGAGUGGAGUGGAUAUGUGUCAAUGUGGUUUCUUGGAAUCGUAUUUAGGAAAGUGGAAAAUGCAGAAAGUGUUAACAUUGAUUUAACGUACGUUAUAUGGUCGUUCAAAGAUACAGUUUACAGCCAGGCUAACCACCUCAAUGUGCUAAAGGAAGGUAUGAAGAUUGAGGCAGCUCAUGUGAAGAGAAAGCAUCUCCACUAUUUUUUGUUACAGAAAAGAAAAAAGCAAAGCAUGCCAUGUACUAGUCAAAAUGCUCAUGGGCUUCAGUGCAAAAGGACUUCUUCAGAUGGAAGCCGUUUGGACAGUUGCAGAGACGUGGACUCCAGAACACCAGAUAAUUCCUCUUCGUUACAUAAGGUUUCUAAAUUGGACACUUCUACAGCAGAGAGAGAAAGAAAUGCCGUGUAUCAGAAAUCUAAUGGUACUAACAACAGAGAGAAGAUACCUCGUGUAGUUGUGCCAUCAGUGUCUAACGGACUCUCCAUUCCUGUUACUGAUUCAAAAGUGGAGGCUACAGUUGCAAUAAGAACAUUGGGACCUCCAGUUGGUUGCACCAUUCCAGGACAUAACACAAUUUCUCAACUCAGAGCACAUUUUGUCCAAGGACAGCGUGAAUUAAGUGGGACUCUGAUUACAGAUCCUAAGAAUGCUGCACCUAAACGACCUUAUUCACCGACCACUGAAGGACCUCAUUCACCUACAUCAGAAGUGCCCCCAAAAACCAGUAGACAGAGAAAAGUUAACUGGCCAGGAUUCAGCAUUCAAAGAUGGUGGCAAUCCAGAAGAUGUCAGCAGCAGAUCUACAGACAAUGUAAUUUUGAAGGGGUUUUACUCAGUGGACUAACUGGAAAGCUGAAUGGACUGUUCUAGUGCCUAGACUACCUCACAUAAAUACUGUACGCAUUUGUUGAUGUAAACAAAAAUAUGCUUUUUAGUUUAACUUAUUUCAGUCUUCAUUUCCCAAAUAUAUUCUUGUAAGAGUUAUCCUUAUUAGUCUUUUUAAAAGUCUUACCUGUCACUAGCUGAAACAGCUUUUGAAAAAGCCACAAAAACCAACCUGUCCUGUGACUUGGAUUCAGAAUGUAUGUAAACAGGUUAACUAGUCACUGCAACCACAUUGUGGUUUCAAGUGUGUAUGAGCGUGCUUGUAUUCAUUUGUGCUUUCCUAGUGCAUGUGCAUAUAUUAUUCUUAUCUUAAAUUAUUUUCCUGUUGGGCACAUACACUCCUGUGCAUGUAUCACAAUGGUGCUCAGCUUCCUCAGCUAGUAGCUUUCCACUGCCUAACACAGCCAUGCACUACCCAAGUAUUGCCUCCCACGGAGGCCCAUAAAUAAUUUAAAUAUUGAAGAAACUGCAGCAGAGGAUGCUACCAAGGUAUGGAGAUGAUAGACAUGUCCCAUGCCAUUGUAUCUGAUUUUUGUCUUAAGACUGCUGCAGCAUGAGACUUGAGGGGUUUCUUUGUUGUCACUGGGUAGUAAAGCUAAACUCAGAACACACAGCUGAAGAUGUAACUUAAACAUUGCAAUAGCCAAGGCUGUUGUGACACUGCUACCCACUUGCAAGGUACAGUCUUGAAAGCAGUUGGCAUGCAGAAAUUGGUUUCAGAUAAACCCUGAAAGCUGUUCUACAUGGUUACAUGAAAACUUGUAGUCUGAAGGUCCAGUUCUGUGAACUGAUAACACUGCUUACCCAGUUAAGUGCGUUAGGGUUUUUUGAGGGGUGGGGAGAAAUUCUGAUCAUAUGAAACAAAUGUUAUGCUAUCUGUCUAUUGUAAUUUCUUUAUAACUUGGUGUUUUUGUAAAUGAAGUUGUACAUUUUUCCAGAGUAUUUUUGUAUGUACUGUAAAAUACUGUCUUCCAAAGAGAAAUUUAAAAUCUUCAGUCUUU